Messenger RNA from Prorocentrum cordatum, 861 nucleotides. The record is from the annotation of a GenBank genome assembly. Lineage: Eukaryota; Dinophyceae; Prorocentrales; Prorocentraceae.
AUGGACCACGUGCUCACGCUGGCCCUCGGAGAGCAGGACACGGACCAGAGGCGCAUCGCGAAGCUGUGGGGCAAGUACAAUCCCCGAGGCAAGUAUUUUCGGACAGGACACCGGCCCGCGUUCUUCAAGAGGCUCGCGUUCGCGCAGGACAGCGGCUUCUCCGACAUCCCGAACCUUACCGAUCCACAAAGCACUGGCGGCGUCUCGGUGUACGUGCGCAGUCUCUACGCGGCGCUCUUGGCGUCCUUCGUCAUCUACAAUAUCGCCUACCUGAUACACUCCGACCUCACUCUGCUUCCAGAGGCCUGCAGGAAUCACACGCACCAGGGUUUCCUCCUGAGCCGCUUCCUCACGAAGAAGCUGCUCCGCCUGGUGGGCUUCGAGACGACCUCCUGGGACUCCACGUGCCAGGAGAAGUUCGCCGGCUACCUUGAGCUGAUGGGAUUGAUCGUACUGCUGUCGAGGGCGGCGCGCAACGUCGCCAUCUCGGCCUUCCCCUACUCCUACAUCCGCUACGCCACCACGCCGGCGCAGUUCCUGACUCCCAAGUACGCGGAGAGGAUUUGGCAGGGCCUUCGAUUGGCAAGCCGCGACAGACCUGGCGAGGCCACAGAGCAGGGCGGAGAGAAUGUCCAGGCGGCAGGCAAAUCUGGCAGGGUGGCACAGGCGAAGGCGAUGGAGAUCAGCAAGGAGGCGGUGUCGGGCAACGGCACGCUUGAGAACGUGGGGAUCAAGCUGGACGGCCAGUUCAAGUGCCCGCACUGCCGACAGACCUUCAGUGAUGACAAGGCCCGCCAACUCCACCUGAAGUUCCAGUGCUCCACGGCCAUCGCCAAGCAGAUCAACCCGAUCGGUGAUUAG